AGAGCCCUCUACAGGGAUGUCAUGCAGGAGAACUAUGAGACGGUGACCUCGCUGGUAGGGCUUCCAGAUUCCACACCUGAUGUGAUCUCGCAGCUGGAACAAGAGGAAGAGCUGUGGGUCCCGGAUCUCCAGGGCGCUGAGAAAGAAGUGCUCCUGAAAGCUGCCUGCACAGGGAGUGACCUAUGUCUGGAUUCUCUCCGUCUCCCAUCAGGUGUUGGGAUGGUGAAUGAGAAUGAGAAGCAGAAACCCCAGUAGAAAGAUGCUGAGCAAGGAGAACUACAUGGGAAGUUCUCAGGAAGAUCCAAAGAGAACGUUUCCAGGAGCUGUGAACUCCCAGAAAAAGAAACAGCCUGUGAGACUCAGCAGAGGUCAGAAGAAAACUUAAGUAGCCUCUCAGUCCUUAUUCCACAUGAGAGAAUCAACU
Mauremys mutica (yellowpond turtle) is the source of this 424-nucleotide messenger RNA. Its product is annotated as zinc finger protein 250-like. The record is from RefSeq and is a predicted model, not a curated record. Lineage: Eukaryota; Metazoa; Chordata; Testudines; Geoemydidae. The transcript is spliced from 3 exons. Gene Ontology annotation, biological process: regulation of DNA-templated transcription. The coding region runs from base 22 to 255 and encodes 77 amino acids.